Molecule: messenger RNA, 632 nt
Organism: Episyrphus balteatus (marmalade hoverfly)
Lineage: Eukaryota; Metazoa; Arthropoda; Insecta; Diptera; Syrphidae
Exons: 3
Coding region: 122-511 (129 amino acids)
Source: RefSeq, a predicted model, not a curated record
CAAAUUUCUCGUAAUAAUCACGUUUUGAAAAGUCUACAUUAUAGUAUAAAAAGAAGAUCUCACAUUGCUAAAUCAUUAGUUUCAUUUCUUCGAUUUGACAAUAUCAACCUUAAAAACCAACAUGAACAAGUUCAUCACUUUCGCUUUGAUCGCUUUGUGCGCCAGCAUGGCUCAAGGCCAAGUUAUUGGUGGAUAUCCAUACUUGUCCAACAUUUUGGCUCAACAAAACGCCGGAGGUGCAGCUGCUUCAUCUUCUGCCUCAUCAUCCACCACAGCCGCCAACCAAGGACUUAUCUCAUCGGUUGGCCCAGUUGGACCAGCUGUCGUUGGCCCACUUGGCCCAAUUGUUGGACCAUACGGCCCAUAUGUUGCUAACCCUUAUGCCUCAAUUGCUCCAAUUGCCCCAAUCGGAGCUAUUGCCCCAGGUUAUGUCAACCCAUUGGCCGGUCCAUUUGUAGGAGCUCUCCCAGUUGGCGCUGUUGGCCCAUGCGGACAAGGUAUUGUCUUUUAAUUACCCAGUGCGAGUGUAAUUACCGGAAAAAAAAAACGAAAAAUCCUUAAAAAUUGGUGAUAUUAAUGAUAAUAAAAACCUACUUUUAGUUUGAAAAAAAAGCCACAGUUUUUUUUUUUCU